Molecule: messenger RNA, 1712 nt
Organism: Gaeumannomyces tritici R3-111a-1
Lineage: Eukaryota; Fungi; Ascomycota; Sordariomycetes; Magnaporthales; Magnaporthaceae
Product: GTP cyclohydrolase 1
Exons: 3
Coding region: 305-1231 (308 amino acids)
Biological process (GO): tetrahydrobiopterin biosynthetic process; tetrahydrofolate biosynthetic process
Cellular component (GO): cytoplasm
Molecular function (GO): GTP binding; zinc ion binding; GTP cyclohydrolase I activity
Source: RefSeq, a predicted model, not a curated record
CAUCGAUAAAGCAACUGAGCGCAUGUAAACGCGCAAACCAAACCUGCAGCGCCUGGCGUGUGUUUGGUAGUAGCAAAUUUUCGUCUGUUCAGGGCAGUGACUCGCACGCCUCCUUGAUAAAUACCGCCGGGCACCCGUCCAGGACGGCCAUCCCGGAUCAAAACCCUCCUCGGUUUAGUUCCGGGCUGUCUCGAGACCAAUUGAUCGUCCGAACCCCGCCUUGCUCGACAUUGAUCACUUCGUCGCUGCCAAACUCGGUCCGUCCGCACCUCCCGAAACGAUCCCGUCACAGCAGUUCCCGAAAAUGGCCAAGACCGACGACCGGAGCUCACCGGCCAGCGAGGGCUCGGCCAAGGCCAGCUCCAAGCGCGCGCGCAAGCACGCUGACGAGACCAACGGCGCCGCCGAGCACUCCAAAAAGUCCAAGAGGCGCAAGGCCGCCAGCCACGCCGCCGCCCCCGCCGCCCCCAAUGCCGGCCUGUCCCACCGCCGGCUCAGCUUGACCAAGGCCGCCCGCGACCCCCGCGACGAGCCCCCUCCGCCUCCACCGCCCGCAAAGAUCGAUGAGUCCCGGUCGCCCAGCCCCGUCAUAGACUUUGACGGCCUGAGCAGGCCCAGCGUCGGAACCCGAGCCCGGCUCGACGAGACCCCUAAGCAGGCGGCGGAGCGUCUUGAGAAGAUGCGCGGCGCCGUCCGGACGCUGCUCGAGUGCGUCGGCGAGGACCCCGACCGCGAGGGUCUCCUGGCUACGCCGGAGCGGUACGCCAAGGCCCUACUGUUCUUCACCAAGGGCUACCAGCAGAACGUGAAGGACAUAAUCAACAACGCCAUCUUCCACGAGGGCCACAACGAGAUGGUCAUCAUCAAGGACAUUGAGAUCUUUAGCAUGUGCGAGCACCACCUGGUGCCGUUUACGGGCAAGAUGCACAUCGGAUACAUCCCGUCCAAUUCCGUCAUCGGCUUGUCGAAGCUCCCCCGCAUCGCCGAAAUGUUCAGUCGGCGGCUCCAAAUCCAGGAGCGCCUGACCAAGGAGGUGGCCAACGCCGUCAUGGAGAUCCUCAAGCCGCAGGGCGUCGCGGUCGUCAUGGAGUCGAGCCACCUGUGCAUGGUGAUGCGCGGCGUCGAGAAGUCGACGGCCACCACCAUCACCAGCUGCGUCCUGGGCUGCUUCGAGGGCCGCGAGCGCACUCGAAACGAGUUCCUGAACCUGAUUGGCGUCAACAGGUGCUAGUGAGCGGGGGAUGAGAGUUGCACGCAUUCCGUUAAUCUUGUUGUCAUGUCUCGUACUGGGAAGCGUUCUUUUUCUUUCCUUCAUUCAUCUCGGCGCAUUUUUGUUCAUAAGGGGAGUCUUCUCGAAUGGGGGCCAACCGUCCCCGAGCUCACAUCCCCUUUUUAUGAGGAACUUCUUAGGAGCCCCUCCUUGGAGAAGACUUGCUAGUUUGUUCACGGCGUUGGUGGUUUUUUUCUUGCUAUCGGGCGGAUUCUGGAUUUCAACAUCAUACACCCCGAAAAAACAGGGUUCGACGGAGUGAGGUGCGUGGGUCACAUUUUGCGGGCUUCAUCUGUUUUAUACCUUGCCGGGCUCAACGCCUCGCUUGCCUCUGGGCAUGUCACAUCUAGCGCUAUGGGUAGGAGCAUUCAAUUACAACAAUAUAUGGGCUGCUUCUGCUGUUGCGGGCUGCUGAAAACAUGACCUUGAUGCACAAUUUUGG